This is a messenger RNA of Penicillium soppii, 1512 nucleotides long. Its product is annotated as cytochrome P450. The record is from RefSeq and is a predicted model, not a curated record. NCBI's taxonomy places the organism in Eukaryota, Fungi, Ascomycota, Eurotiomycetes, Eurotiales, Aspergillaceae. The coding region runs from base 1 to 1512 and encodes 503 amino acids. The transcript is spliced from 2 exons. Gene Ontology annotation, molecular function: monooxygenase activity; iron ion binding; heme binding.
AUGUCACUGAUACUUUUUGCUUCUACUGGCCUAUUCGUCAUCGUCCUCUGGUACUCCUUGCGACGAAAAAAGGACUUACCACUCCCUCCCGGUCCACCACCGCUCCCUAUCAUUGGAAAUGGGCAUCAAACUCCGUCUAUCAAUGCAUGUAGAACAUAUCAAAACUGGCACAAGACCUACGGACCUAUAGUGGCACUGCGUUACGGUCGGAAGGAUGUAAUUUCUAUCGGAUCCCAUGAAGUGGCGCGAGACCUCCUGGAAAAGAAAAGCAGCAUUUAUAGUUCCAGGCCCCAGUUCAUCAUUGCAAGUCAAUGUAUUGCAAAAAAUCUUCAUACUGCAUUGCUCCCGUACGGCCCUAAAUGGAGAAACCAUCACCGAAUCCAAGCAAGCUUCCUGAAACUUGACUUAUCAACCAAUUACCGCGAUGUUCAGGAUAUGGAGAGCAAACAGCUGAUCCACGAUCUCUUGACAGAUGGUAGCUUUUGUUCCCAUUUCCGGCGCUUUACUUCAAGUGUAAUGUCAACCAUGGCGUACGGCCAGCGCAUUGAGAGUCCGAAUGCCAAGGUCAUCAAGGAGUUAGCGGCUUUGACAGAGAGCUGGCUCGGCUCUAUCAAUUCCAGUCAGAGUGUUAUGGUCGAGCUGUUUCCAGUGCUGAACUACUUACCGCGAAUAUUCGCUCCCUGGAAGCGGAAGGGCGAUAUUGCCCAUGAGUUGACCAUUGCUCUUUACAAAAAGAACCUGUUUGAUGGACGAUCAAGUCCGUCCUGGAACUGGGUGCAAGCGUCUCUCAACAUGAAAGAGUCAAAAGGGUUGUCAGAUAAUGAGAUGAGUUAUAUCAUCGGAGUUCUCUGGGAGGCGGGCACCGAUACGACAGCUGGGGCCUUGAAAGUGUUUGUGUUAGCUUGUUUGACUUUCCCGGAAACCAUGAAAAAGGCCCAUGCAGAAUUGAACAAGGUCGUUGGGUUGGAUCGUCUCCCUUCGUUUGAGGAUAUGGAAAAUUUGCCCUAUGUCAAUGCGCUGGUUACCGAAUGCCUGCGGUGGAGGCCCCUCACUCCCUUAGGGUUUGCCCGUGUUGUGUCCGAAGACGAUGAAUACAUGGGUUAUCGUAUUCCAAAGGGAGCGAUGGUUAUGCCUAACCACUGGACAUUAGAUUUAGAUGAGUCUGUUUUCAAAAACGCCACAGAAUUUCGUCCAGAGCGCUGGCUGGACGAUCCGAAUCUUCCCUUGGCUGCCUUCGGAUUCGGCCGUCGGGGGUGCAUUGGACGACAUGUCGCUCGUAACUCCUUGACUAUCUCCAUCUCGCGCUUGAUUUGGGCGUACGAAAUUACUCAUCAAUAUAAAGAUGGAAUUAAACAAGAGGUCGACCCCUGGAACAUGGAGCAGAACAUGACCUCCCCCCGCGGACUUCGAAGCCCUAUUCCGCAGCAUGAGAGAAUCAUCAUGCGCGAGUGGAAUGCAGCUGAAAAGAAUCCAGAGGCCAUCAUGAGCUACAUCCAUUCUCUCGCGCUCUAG